AAAAAUGAUAUGAAACAUUUUUUGAAAUUUCGGAAAUGUGUCUGAAAAUUUUUGAUGGUCGAAAUGUGUCUAAUACUGAAACACAGCAGAUUCUAAAAUUUUCAUGCAGCGAUCAUUAUGCAAUUAGUUUAAACAACAAGAGUGUGCAGAAAUGGCUAUCGAUAUGAAGAAUGACAGUAGCAUUACUUGUUUGUCAUCCCUGAUUUUAGUACCAAAUAUGUUAGCCCUGUACAGAUUCUAAAACUUUCAAAACUAGUAAACUAAUAAACUGUCAGUAUUUUUGGAAAUUUCACCAAACACGAGACAUUUUGACAGGUCAGGUUGUCUAAUCAACAAAUUACAGAUCCUAUAAAUACUAAUUCAUUUCCCCCUCUGUCCAUGCUAUUCCAAGAGAACAUUUCACUGUCUUUUCACUUUAGCCAUGUCAAGAAUAAGUAAUGGUAGCCAAGGAUUCGAGAUGGUGAAUAUCUCUAAGGAGAGCAAUCUAUUGGUAACCUUUCUAAACCGCAGGUUUGGAGUUUCCAGGAAAGCUGAUGAAGUUUCUAUUCUUUCUGGUGCUGAAGUCACUAUUGUAGUCUUCUUACCCGGAAACAAAGUGUUCUCUUUCUGUCACACUUCUGUUGAAACAACCGUUGAUCGAUUCCUCUCAAGAAACCCUCCCCAAAUUUCAGGUUCUCUGCAACUUACUGAUGCUCAUGGGAAAUCCAGACUCCCCGAGCUCAAUAUGGUGCUUAUUCAGACUAUCAACGAAUUGGAAAUGGAGAAGAAGCAAGGGGAAGAGCUUGAUCAGAUCAGGAAAAUUACCCAGGCUCAGCAGUGGUGGGAAUCUCCUGUGGAGGAACUUGACCUGACACAGCUUAAGCACCUGAAGGCAUCCUUAGAGAUGAUGCUCGGGGAUAAUGUAGGAAAGCAAGCUGAGCAGCUUCUGUUUCAAGCAACAAACAGCCCUGAAUUUUAUGCUCCAACCAGCAAUGGAGUUGUUCCAUUUGAUCUAAAGAAUCGGGGAUUCAACACAAACAUGAUGCCUUAUCAAUAUCCAAAUCUAGGAUAUGGUGGGUUCUGUUAAGUCUAAUGAUUGUCUUGUUGAGAUUAGAAGCUUUAAACUACAAUACAUUUUUGUUAAAUUGUGAUUAUAUACUUGGGGAGAAUUGGGUAUUUGUGAAGGCUACAAAUACGUAAUAUGUAUAAUCACAUUGAUUUUUAUAAUAAUUAACUUUGUUUUCUUAUACAUCUUUUAUUUUUUAUUUUUACUCUAUCAAGCAAGUGACGAAAAGGGAAGAUCCAUUUAUUCUUAAAAUUGUUUACCCGCUGCCAAGGAAGACUUAGCACUUGCCAUUCACCAUAUUUGGUUAUUAGACCCAUAAAAUAUUUUUUUUUUGGCAUAAUACAUAUUUACAUACCUAAAUUUUAAUUAUUUAGUCGUU
This is a messenger RNA of Ricinus communis (castor bean), 1424 nucleotides long. RefSeq names its product agamous-like MADS-box protein AGL62. NCBI's taxonomy places the organism in Eukaryota, Viridiplantae, Streptophyta, Magnoliopsida, Malpighiales, Euphorbiaceae. Gene Ontology annotation, molecular function: protein dimerization activity; DNA-binding transcription factor activity, RNA polymerase II-specific; RNA polymerase II cis-regulatory region sequence-specific DNA binding. The coding region runs from base 422 to 1066 and encodes 214 amino acids. The transcript is spliced from 2 exons. The record is from RefSeq and is a predicted model, not a curated record. Gene Ontology annotation, biological process: regulation of transcription by RNA polymerase II.